This is a messenger RNA of Raphanus sativus (radish), 915 nucleotides long. RefSeq lists its product as uncharacterized. The transcript has a single exon. NCBI's taxonomy places the organism in Eukaryota, Viridiplantae, Streptophyta, Magnoliopsida, Brassicales, Brassicaceae. Bases 1 to 915 code for a protein of 304 amino acids. The record is from RefSeq and is a predicted model, not a curated record. Gene Ontology annotation, molecular function: RNA-DNA hybrid ribonuclease activity; nucleic acid binding.
AUGUCUGGUGCUUUGGCUGUCAUUGAUAGUUUACAAGUUAGGGGUAUGAAGUGUGAUUGGGUGUGCCAAACGUGUGGUAUGGAGAGAGAGUCCAUUAAUCAUGUGUUAUUCUCUUGUACGCUGGCUAGACAGGUUUGGGCCUCUUCAGGCUUCCCUCAUCCUCUUGGGGGCUUUGAUGAAAACUCAGUAUUUGCCAAUGUUAGCUAUCUGUUUAAGACUUGGCGUACAAAGGAGGAUGUGCGAUGGAUUACGAGGAGCUUCCCAUGGACAUUUUGGUUUCUAUGGAAAAAUCGUAACUCUUUAUUGUUUGAAGGGUUCUUAUUUGAUGGAGACCAAAUAUGCGCCAAAGCAGCUGAAGAGGCCAACUUAUGGUUUCUGGCUCAGGAGAUGGCGUGUGAGCGAAGUGAGGAGAGUGAUCAAGGGUCCUCUUUGCGUAAUCAAGUCUAUAUUGCUUUGCCACGUGAGUUUGUUAAAUGCAAUAUCGGAAUGCGCUGGUCCAGGAAGAAACGAGAGGUUGGAGCCGCAUGGGUUUUAAAGGAUACAAGAGGUAUGACUCUUUUGCAUAGUCGUAGAUCUUUUACUGGUGUUUGGUCAAAAGAGGAGGCAUAUUUUCUGAGUUUGCUUUGGGCGGUGGAAAGCAUGAUCUCCCACAAAUGUCAAAGAGUCUACUUUGCUCUUGAAUGGAGGAUGUUGGCGAAUGCCAUUAAUAGACCACAUGCGUGGCCUUCCUUCAAGUUUAAAGUGGCAGAAAUUAGAUGUUUGCUUGGGGAACUGUUGGCGUGGCGGGUUGUUUUUGAAUCAUCUGAUCAUAGUAGGGAUGCCCGUCUUAUUGCUAAUAGUGUUAUGACUGGCGAUCGGUUUCAGUCUUAUGUGGCUAGGGGAUCUCCUAGAUGGUUACUUAAUUCUUUUUUGUAA